GAAAUUCCACUUUGCACAUCCUAUUGCUCCAUAUCAUUGACUUGACUUGACAAACGACUAAUUCGGCUGAAACUUCACAACACAACGAACAGUCCACAGUGGGAGAUAAUGGUCGCCAUCUACAUUGUUUUGUUGCUGGCACUGAACGGUGGACUGGCAGGAGGGCUCAAAUUGCAAAUUGUUUGGAGUGGUAGAGUGUCCGCCGGGUCCAGCACAACUUUCACAUGCUCGUCCAACUGCUUGAGAAACUGUACAUACUCCUGGUCCUUGCUGGGCCGCACGUUCAAUGGGAGCACGCUCACCUGGACGCCGGAUGGACUGCACCAAUCAGUGGCGCUGCAGUGCACCGGGAGAAAAAAUAUAGGACACUCCAGCACUACGACCGUUAUUAUGGAUAUUGAAAAUCCAGUGUCAGUGCAAGUCAGUCCAGCCGGCGCUGUGCCAUCUCUGAACCUGUCCGUGGAUCUCCUCUGCCACGUUGAUGGAGCCACACCUUCCACGGUGGUCUGGUACAAAGAUGGACAGAAGAUGGUCUGGCUUGAUCAUAUGCACCUGCUGCACAACGCUACGCUCCAUUUUGACUCGCUGCAACCAUCAGAUGUUGGAUUUUACACGUGUGGGGCUGUGCUGAACAAGAGUUGGGUUUUCAGUCUAGGCUACCUGCUAAGCGGCGAUACAGCAUGGAACGUCAGCAUCAGCGGGCCCGAUAAGGUGUUCGUGGGGCGACUGCACACGUUCACGUGCUUGAUGACGUGCACUUUGAACGUGGACUGCACCGUUAGGUGGCCAUUCGAGGGCGGUUUUCCUCUGGGAAGCUACAUCUCUGUGCACGAAGACCAGCUCUUGUGGAUUCCCAUCGUGCCGGGAACCUUCCAAAAUCUGACCUGCCUUGUGGAAAACGUAGCAGCCGGACGCUCAGCGAAGGCCACAAAGAUGCUGGAAGUGAUAGGCGCUCCUCUUUCUGGAUCCUUACAGCUCACUGGAUUGUCCACUUUGGUUUUAGGCCUGGCUCUGCUUUCGGUGACUUACUGACAAUAACUCACAGUGACUUGUCAUUUCUACAUUGACUUAUUCUGUGUAAGAUUUCAUUCAAAGUGGACAUCAUUGUGGGAUUGCUCACUUUUUGAAGCACGUGUUGUAUUCUGCCGGCCCGUGUGCCACCCAAAUGUGAAAUUAAAGCAAUCCUUUCUUCUC
Hippocampus zosterae (dwarf seahorse) is the source of this 1194-nucleotide messenger RNA. RefSeq names its product carcinoembryonic antigen-related cell adhesion molecule 20-like. Lineage: Eukaryota; Metazoa; Chordata; Actinopteri; Syngnathiformes; Syngnathidae. The transcript is spliced from 5 exons. Bases 109 to 1032 code for a protein of 307 amino acids. The record is from RefSeq and is a predicted model, not a curated record.